AUGGAUCCUAAAUAAACUUAUCUAACUUGCCUUAUAAGCGAUAAAAACAAGGUUAUAGAAAAAUAAGUUAAAAAAGAUUUUCCAGCUAUUUAAGAAGAAUUGCAUAAAAUAAAUAAGGAAGCUUAAUGGAUUAUGUCUGAUUUUAACUAUCAUAUUAGAAUAGAUUAAACAAACCUUUCUUCAUGUUCGAAGUUGGUUGCGGUUUAAUAAAAUGAUGUAUCUAUGCUCUUAGAAGACCGCAUUAAACUUAAAUAAUUAUAGGAAAAAUAUGAUAAACUUUAUAUUGAAUUCCAAUAAGAGAAAUAAAACGCUGAAAAAUACAGAAAAAUGUAAAAAAAUUUGGAAUCUGAAUUUUUCCAUUCAAGUGACUUAAAAAAAGAAAUAUUUACUUAAAAAGAGUAAAUUAAACAUCUUGAGGAAAUGAAUUUACUAUUGCAAAAUGAACUAGACGAAAAUCAUAAGCAUUAUGAAGACUAUAAAAAAAAUUCUUAAAUAACAAUUAAAAUAUUAAAUAAUGAUUUAUCUAAUUUGAAUCUAAAAAAUCAAUCUUUAGAAUUAGAAAAGCAAGAGUAAUAAAAAGAAAUAUCCAAUUAAUCCUAAUAAAUAAAUACUUUAGAAAAAGAAAAUUCUAACUUGUCUGAAAAUAACAAAUCUUAAUUAUUAGAAAAGAAUAAAUCUUUAGAAAUAGAAAAAAUAUACUUAUCUGAAUAGAUAAAAUAAUUAGAAAUAGAAAAGAUAAACAUAUCUGAAAAGUUCAAAUUGUAGGAAAUAGAAAAGAAUAACUUGUCUGAAAAGAUCAAAUUUUUAGAAAAAACUAAAAAUUAAAUUUUUUCACAAGAUCAACUCUUCUAACUACUUGAUGAUUUCUAUAAUAAUGAUUAAUGUUACCAAGAGAAUGAUAAUAAAAAUAGAUAAGUAUAAUUUUUAGAUUAAAUGCUUUAAAAAAAAAUUUUAGAUGAAUAAAUAAUAGAUCAUAGAGAAACAAAUACGGUUAAUUUUCAAUUCAGAUUAUAACAAAUAUCUUUAAAUAUGGAAAAAUUUAGAGAAUCUAUUAAUAAUAAUAUAUUUUACAAACCAUCAUAUAUAGAAAGAGGUGAAGAAUAAAACUUGAGUAAAAAAGCAUUUGAAAUUUUAAAGAAUGGAUAAACUUGGUUGAUUGAAGAUAAUUAUACGAUGUUAAGUAUAAAGAUGAAAAAUUAUCAAAUACCUCUAAAUUAAGAAUAAAAAGCAAUAGAUAUUAUAAAUAAUUUAUUAGUUGUAGAAGGAUUUAUGCAAUUAUACAAGGAAGAUUUAAAAAAGAUUACAGAAUGUUAAUUCAAAUAAAAAUAAUUUGAUUUAUAAUUUCCGAAAUAGUUUUUAAUUUAAGAUGAUCAGAAUUAAUUCUAUGUUUGCGAGCAAAUAGUUAAAGAUUAAGCAAAUUAAAUAUAUGAAGCAUUUAAUAAAGAGACAGAGGUUAGUUAAUACAUUAAUUCAUUUAUAUUAUAUUUCUAUUAUUGCUUGAAUAAAAAUUGUGUUAUAACAAAAUAUGACUUAAAUUAAAACUAAUAAAAUUAAAAUCUUAUACUUUCUAAUAUGAUAAUCAGCUCAAACUACUUUAAAACAUUAAGUUUACUUGAUGAAGGGAAAAAAGCUGUAGAUGAAUUUAAAGAAAAAAUAACCCAAGAACAAUCUAAACUAGAGGCUUCAAAUUUUUGGACUAAAGAAUUAUAAAGAGCGGCCUAAAAAUAAUGGUAUAAUAAAAAAUGA
Paramecium sonneborni is the source of this 1746-nucleotide messenger RNA. The record is from the annotation of a GenBank genome assembly. Lineage: Eukaryota; Ciliophora; Oligohymenophorea; Peniculida; Parameciidae.